Carcharodon carcharias (great white shark) is the source of this 3355-nucleotide messenger RNA. RefSeq names its product procollagen-lysine, 2-oxoglutarate 5-dioxygenase 3 (gene plod3). Lineage: Eukaryota; Metazoa; Chordata; Chondrichthyes; Lamniformes; Lamnidae. The transcript is spliced from 18 exons. Gene Ontology annotation, cellular component: endoplasmic reticulum. Gene Ontology annotation, biological process: peptidyl-lysine hydroxylation. Gene Ontology annotation, molecular function: procollagen glucosyltransferase activity; iron ion binding; L-ascorbic acid binding. The record is from RefSeq and is a predicted model, not a curated record. Bases 1 to 2226 code for a protein of 741 amino acids.
AUGGAGGAGAUUCGCUUGGGAAGCCUCGGAAUACGUCAGGACACAUCGGGGACGAUCGGAGGUGAGUUCGAGGGUGUCGGAGGGAGCGCAAGGACCUCCAAACGACCCCGUCUACCCGAUCCUCCAGCGGCACCCACCCCGCAUGUGGCAGAGUCUGCACGUCGCCCCGUGGACUUAUCAGGCACCCCAGAACCCAUCGAGCCAGAGACUCUGGGAUUGGGCCAGGAGUGGAAGGGAGGCGAUGUGGCUCGGACGGUGGGUGGUGGGCAGAAGGUGCGAUGGCUGCAGAAGGAGAUGGCGAAGCACGAAGCUCAGAAGGACCUGAUUGUGAUGUUUGUGGACAGUUAUGAUGUCAUCUUUGCUGGCUCUCCCCUGGAACUGCUGAAGAAGUUCUUACAGUUUAACCACAAGGUGAUCUUUGCAGCGGAAGGAUUCAUCUGGCCAGACCAGUCCUUGGCGGACAAGUAUCCACCGGUCCGUAACGGGAAGCGAUACCUCAAUUCCGGAGGUUUCAUUGGUUUUGCUCCAGUUAUCAAUGACAUUGUCCAACAGUGGAAGUUCAAGGACGAUGAUGACGAUCAGCUCUUCUACACCAAGAUUUACCUCAACCCCGUUCUCAGGGAAAAGUACAAGAUGACUCUUGAUCACCAAUCAGCAAUCUUCCAAAACCUCAACGGUGCUUUAGAUGAAGUCGUUGUGAAGUUCGAGAAAGGGAAGGCCAGAGUCCGCAACAUAGCCCAGGACACGUUACCUGUGGUCAUCCAUGGCAACGGGCCUACCAAGCUCCAACUGAAUUAUCUGGGGAAUUAUAUUCCAAAUGUCUGGAACCACGAGGCCGGCUGUGGAAUCUGUGAUGAGGACUUAUUGGACCUGUCAGAGCUACAGGAUGAGGACUAUCCUCAGGUGCUGAUAGGAGUCUUCAUCCUUCAGCCCACCCCGUUCCUCCCUGAGUUCCUGAAACGACUUGUCGCCCUCGAAUACCCCUCGGAACAGCGGAGUCUCUUCAUCUAUAACGGGGAGGUUUACCACGAGAAACACAUCCAGAAGUUCUGGGAGAAUCACCAGGAAGAUUUUUACAGUAUUAAAGUCGUUGGUCCAGAGGAGGAAUUGACAGAGGGCGAAGCCAGGGACAUGGGCAUGCAUUUGUGUCGUCAGGACCUGGACUGUGACUAUUAUUUCAGCCUGGAUUCCGAUGUGGUCCUGACCAAUCCAAAGAGCCUCAAAAUCCUCAUCGAACACAACAAGUUUGUGAUUGCGCCGAUGGUCAGUCGUCAUGGCAAGCUGUGGUCCAACUUCUGGGGGGCCAUAAAUGCAGACGGUUACUACAGCCGAUCGGAGGACUACAUUGAUAUUGUGCAGCUGAAGAGAGUUGGUAUCUGGAAUGUUCCGUACAUUUCCCAGGUUUACCUGAUCAAAGGUGAGACUCUGCGUCGUGAACUGAGACAGAAGAAUGUGUUCACACAGGACGAACUGGAUCCGGAUAUGAUAUUCUGCAAGAACUUCCGGGGGAAGGGAAUCUUCAUGUUUGUGACCAAUCUCGACGACUUUGGUCACCUAAUGUCGCUGUCCAACUACAACACCAGCCACCUGCACAACGACCUGUGGCAAAUCUUCACCAACUCAGAGGAUUGGAAAGAGAAAUACAUCCAUGAGAAUUAUUCCAGAAUCUUCAGUGAGAAUCUUGUGCAACAGCCUUGUCCUGAUGUCUACUGGUUCCCUAUUCUCACUGAGCAAGCCUGUGAUGAGUUGAUAGAGGAAAUUGAGCAUUAUGGCCAGUGGUCUGGAGGAAAACACGAGGAUGCUCGGCUUACCGGAGGCUACGAGAAUGUCCCGACGGUCGACGUCCACAUGAAGCAGGUUGGCUUCGAGAGGGAGUGGCUGAAAUUCCUCAGGAAAUUUAUCGCCCCUGUGACAGAAAAAUUAUAUCCCGGGUAUUACACCAAGGCCGAGGCCGUGAUGAACUUUAUGGUUCGGUACCGUCCGGACGAGCAGCCUUCCCUCCGUCCUCACCACGACUCUUCGACCUUCACCAUUAACAUUGCCCUCAAUACCAAAGGGGUCGAUUAUGAGGGUGGAGGCUGCAGGUUUCUGAGGUAUAACUGCUCGAUCGAGGCCCCCCGGAAGGGAUGGUCGCUCAUGCACCCCGGCCGGCUAACCCACUUUCACGAAGGCUUGCCGACAACCCGCGGGACGCGCUACAUCAUGGUUUCCUUCGUGGACCCGUGACAGCGGGGGAGAGGGGAUCGGACUGGGAUGUGGCGGAGGCCCAAAGGUCCGGACUUGGGACUGCGGAUUUAACCCGGAGGCCUUUUCCAGAGUCACUCCGCGAUGCGACUGGUGAUUAUUAUCUUAUUGACAAAUCAAAAGCAGCCUAUCUAGAACCAACCAGCCAAUGGGGACCCUCCCCAAGCAUGAGACUCAAGCUCCCAAUGAAAUACCACCUUCCUCACCAGGGCCUCUCUCUGGAACUAACCUGGCCCGUUGCCCCUCCCCCCACUGCCCCACGGUUCCCAUCAGGCCCUUCUGACACCUCCGCUGAUUGGACGCUGUAGACAAGCUCAACAAGCCAAGCGGCAGAUUGGCAAUCGGUACUUUUAACCAUCGCGUCGAACCGAUUAUGCGGGCGAGCAGAGACGCUGGGCAUCCAUCUUUUGAAAAACAGGUGACCACAUGUUGAAACGAUCUGAUCCUUUGCACUACAGGAGCAGGAAUAGGCCAUUCGGCCCCUUGAACCUACCCCGCCAUUCAAUACGGCCAUGACUGAUCUCCUACCUCAACCCCACUUUCCCCAUAUCCCUUAAUUCCCUCAGUAUCCAAAAUUCACUCCAUCCCAGUCUUCAAUAUAGUCAACGACUGAGCAUCCACAGCCCUCUUGGCGGGGGGGGGGCGGUGGAGGGGUAGAGAAUCCCAAAGAUUCCCAACCCCGAGUUCUCCUCAGCUCAGCCCUAAAUGGCCGACCCCCCCCCCCUUAUCCUGAGUCUGUGGCCCCCAGUGUUCUAGACCCUCCAGCCUUGGAGAAACAAUCUCUCCAUGUCCACCCCAUCGAGCCCCUUCAGAAGGAUAUAUGCUAUAAUGGGAUUGCCUCUCAUCCUGAACCCCUUAGAUGACAGGCUCCUUUUCUGACUCAUUCUCCAGCUCUUUAUGUGCCCGAGCUCCACUAUCACCAUGACCACGCCACCCUCGGCCAAUCAGUGACUCUGUAGUAUGCGGACCAGCUUCCAUUUUGUUUUUUCUGACAGGACCUUGUGGAGAGAAAGAGGUUUCGAGUCCGUAUGACUCUUCUUCGGAGGGUAACGCUCUGGGGACCCAGGUUCGAAUCCCGCCACGGCAGAUGGUGAAAUUUUAAUUCAAUAAA